AUGUCACGACAAAUGAGUCAGAUUGAGCGGAAGCUCGCUGAAAAACUCAUCAUACUAAAUGAUCGAGGUGUAGGAAUGCUUACAAGGAUCUAUAAUAUUAAAAAGGCUUGCGGGGAUGCUAAAUCAAAACCUGGAUUUUUGUCAGACAAAAAUUUGGAAUCUGCCAUUAAGAAUAUCGUUAGAAGGUUUCCUAAUCCUGACAUCAAAAGUUUAACACCCAUUCAGGGUUUAAGAAAUGAAAUUAUAAAGUCUCUUUCACUAUAUUAUUACACUUUCGUCGAUUUGUUAGACUUUAAAGAUCAUGUUUCUGAGCUUCUUACCACAAUGGAUGCUUACCAAGUGGAAUUAGACAUAACAGUCAAUUUCGAAUUAACCAAAAAUUACUUAGAUUUAGCUAUCACAUACGUGUCUCUGAUGGUGUUGUUAUCUAGAGUAGAAGACCGAAAAGCUGUAUUAGGGCUAUUUAAUGCUGCAUAUGAAAUUGUACAUGGCUCUGCGGACACAAGUUUUCCCAGAUUGGGAUCCAUGAUAAUGGAUUAUGAUAUUCCUUUUAAAAAACUGUCGGAAGAAUUUGUACCUCAUGCUAGGAUACUAAGCCAGGCAUUAUAUUCAUUAGGACCAAUUUAUAUAUCACGAAAUGUAUCUGCUGAUAAAUGGAGAAAAGAACAAAAAUUAAGUUUAGUUGGUAAUCCAGCUGCUCUGCUUAAGGCUGUAUCGUCUGAAAAUAUGUCUUGUGAAUAUUUAUCUAUGGAUACAAUGGAAAGAUGGAUUGUUUUUGGAAUUAUGCUUAUACACAACGUUCUAUUAGACACCCGACAAGAUUACUUCAACAAACUUCUUUUAAAUACCUUAGAAAGCUUUUGGGUAUUGCCAUUGUUUAGAGAUGAAGUUUUAUAUAUACAUCAGUACAUUUGGUCCUUCCUUGAUACUCUAAAGGGGUACGGUAAAAGAAUUUCUGAAAUCAAAGAUGUUCACCAACAAGCAGUUCAAAAGGCAGGUUAUAAUCAUAGAGAACGACGAAAAUUUUUAAGAACCGCUUUGAAAGAACUAGGUCUUAUUUUUAUGGAUCAACCAGGGCUUUUAGGUCCAAAAGCUUUAAUGGUAUUUAUGGGAUUGUGCUAUUCCAGAGAUGAAGUGCUAUGGUUGUUAAGACAUAAUGAUAAUCCUCCACAACAUAAAGCAAAAGGAAAAUCUACAGAGGACCUAGUGGAUCGUCAUUUACCUGAGCUGCUCUUUCACAUGGAGGAUCUGAGGGUACUUGUGCGAAAAUACAGUCAAGUCAUGCAAAGGUAUUAUGUUCAGUACCUUUCUCAUUGGGACGCUGUCACUCUCAAAGAAUAUAUGCAAAAACUACAAACUUGCCCAGAAGAUGAAGGCGUUAUUUUGUCUUCCUUUUGCAACACAAUUUCCAGCUUAUCUGUUAAACAAGUUGAAGACAACGACCCCUUCAACUUCUUUGCAUUUAGGUUAGAUUGGUUUAGAUUGCAAGCAUAUACAUCUACUCAGCAAUCCAAAUUAAGGAUAAUGGAUAAUAAACAUAUAGCACAGUUAUUAGAUAUGAUUCAGUUCCAUACUAGGAUGGUUGAUACGCUUGACGAGAUGUUGAAGGAAACAUCCGACUUGUCAAUUUUUUGUUUUUACAGCAGGAUAUUCGAGGAUCAGUUUCAUAUGUGUUUAGAAUUUCCAGCACAAAAUCGUUUUAUUGUGGCUUUUCCGUCAAUUUGCAGCCAUUUCCAACACUGCACCCACGAACUGUGUCCCGAAGAGCGGCACCAUAUUAGGGAACGUAGUUUGUCUGUGGUAAACAUGUUUUUGGAUGAGAUGGCCAAAGAAGCCAAAAAUAUUAUAACCGCUAUCUGUGACGCUCAAUGUAAAAUGAGCGAUCAGCUACUACCGAAAAAUUGUGCAAAUCUAAUUUCACAACAAAUCAAUCGGAAAAAGAAGGAAAAAAAUAAAAAGAAUGUAACAGAAAUUGAGAAACCAGGAAAAGAAAGCUACCGAAAAACACGCGAGAACUUAACUACAAUGGACAAGCUUCAUAUGGCUUUAACAGAAUUAUGUUAUGCGAUAAACUAUUUUCCUAAUAUUAAUGUUUGGGAGUAUACCUUUGCACCGCGGGAAUAUUUACACCAACAUCUAGAAACCAGGUUUGCCAAAGCUUUAGUGGGUAUGGUUAUGUUCAAUCAAGACACAAACGAAAUCGCAAAACCCUCAGAACUACUUGUGUGCGUUAGGUCAUAUAUGAAUGUUUUACAAACUGUUGAAAACUAUGUUCACAUCGAUAUUACCAGAGUUUUCAAUAAUUGUUUAUUACAACAAACCCAGCACAUGGAUAGCCACGGAGAAAAAACUAUAGCUUCCAUAUACACUCAGUGGUAUUCUGAAUCUUUAUUGAGGAGAGUUAGUGGGGGUAACAUUAUUUUUUCAAUGAACCAAAGAUCAUUUGUAAGUAUUAAUUUGGAAGGAAACAUUCCAUAUAACCCUGAAGAAUACUCUGAUGUCAACGAACUUCGGGCUCUUGCUGAACUUAUUGGACCUUACGGUAUGAAACAGCUUAGUGAAACAUUAAUGUGGCACAUAGCAAGUCAGGUUGUGGAACUUAAGAAACUGGCCGAAAUCAAUAAGGAUGUGUUACUUUUAUUGCGAACUAACUUUGACAAACCCGACGUAAUGAAGGAACAAUUUAAAAGGUUAACAAACGUUGACAAUGUUUUACAAAGAAUGACUAUUGUAGGAGUAAUUUUAAGUUUUAGGCAAUUAGCACAGUCCUGUCUGACAGACGUUUUAGAACAAAGAAUACCGUUUCUGUUAAGUUCAAUUUUAGAUAUUAGACAUCACUUGCCAAGCGGCGAUCCAAUGAAAGUUGUCAGUGAAAUGACUUCCGCUGCUGGAAUUAGCUGUAAAGUUGAUCCAACCUUAAUCUCAUCAUUAAGGUUACAAAAAGUUGAUGAGGCUGACAGUGAGCAGCAUUUACUAGUCUGCUUGUUAAUGGUUUUUGUCGCUGUUUCAAUACCAAAACUAGCCCGAUCGGAUCAGUCGUUUUAUAGGGCAUCUUUGGAAGGACAUACAAAUAAUAUCCACUGUAUGGCUUUAGCAGUCAAUCACAUUUUUGGUGCGUUAUUUACGAUUUGUGGUCGGGACGAUAUAGAGGAUAGGAUGAAAGAAUUUCUAGCAUUAGCUUCUUCAAGUUUGCUGAGACUGGGCCAGGAGGCGGAUAAAGAUGCGGUUAAAAACCGAGAAUCUGUUUAUUUGUUAUUAGACCAAAUUGUUCAGGAGUCGCCGUUUCUGACAAUGGAUCUACUGGAAUCAUGCUUUCCGUACGCGCUAAUUCGUAAUGCUUUUCACGAUGUCUAUAAGUUAGAACAGGCUUUGUAAGGGCUAUUUAUAUGAUUAAUUUUUUUUCUGUUUUAUAUUAUUCCAAAAUGAAUUUGAUAUUUUUAUUAUAGGUCUAUAAUACAUAGGUUGACCAGUAAUUAGAUUUCUUAAUAUAGAAUAGAGUGAGGAAAUCCAGAUAUUAAAAAAGAUUUUGUGCGUUUAAAACAUAUAAGUAUUCGCAAAACAAUUUUGGAUGCACGUGAUCAACUUU
Molecule: messenger RNA, 3586 nt
Organism: Sitophilus oryzae (rice weevil)
Lineage: Eukaryota; Metazoa; Arthropoda; Insecta; Coleoptera; Curculionidae
Gene: Hem
Product: membrane-associated protein Hem
Exons: 3
Coding region: 1-3375 (1124 amino acids)
Biological process (GO): cortical actin cytoskeleton organization; neuron projection morphogenesis; cell projection assembly
Cellular component (GO): SCAR complex
Source: RefSeq, a predicted model, not a curated record